This is a messenger RNA of Manacus vitellinus (golden-collared manakin), 1712 nucleotides long. Its product is annotated as keratin, type I cytoskeletal 23. Gene Ontology annotation, molecular function: structural molecule activity. The transcript has 8 exons. NCBI's taxonomy places the organism in Eukaryota, Metazoa, Chordata, Aves, Passeriformes, Pipridae. The record is from RefSeq and is a predicted model, not a curated record. Bases 1 to 1431 code for a protein of 476 amino acids.
AUGACACAAUCUUGUUGCUGUAGUCAUUCAUCGAAGGGAAACUCCCACAGGAAAAGGCAUAAAGCUGCUCAGGGAAGGCGAAGAGGCUGCUCAGUGCUAGGCAGCCAAAGCCGGGGUUCGAUUCACACAGAGCUAAGCAUGAGCACCAGCCAAGGCCCUUUCCAGUUUUUUUCUGGGUCCCUCAGGGGUAGUUCAGGGUGUGGUUUGGCCCAGCAAGGAACUUCUUACAGAGCGUCAAGUGCAGAUGGUGGUGCCAGCAGCACACAUCCCUCCUUCUCCUCCGCCAGACCCCUCUGGCUGCCUGCAGGAGGGGCACCCUGGGCAGGCUUCGGCGAGCACCAUGGGGAAAGCAUCUUCCUGGGGGGCAAUGAGAAACAGACCAUGCAGAACCUGAAUGAGCGCUUGGCUGCCUACCUGGACAAGGUGCGAGCCUUAGAAGCAGCCAACGCUCAGCUGGAGAGCUGCAUCCUAGAGUGGCACAGGACAAAGUCUCAUGGAAAGAGGCAUGACUUCAACCAGUACGAGCAAAACGUCACUGACAUGCAAAGACAGAUUGAGGAUGGCAAGAUCACCAAUGCCAGUAUCCUUUUACAAAUCGAUAACGCUAACAUGGCUUCUGAAGACUUCAGGCUCAAAUACGAAGCGGAGAAGUGUCGCAGGCAGGGAGUGCAGCUGGAUGUGGAGAACCUGCGGAAGGAGCUCGACGGCCUGACCAUUAUUAACACAGACCUGGAAAUGGAAAUCGAGGGCUUGAGAGAAGAGCACAUCCUCAGGAGGAAGGACCACGAGGAGGAUAUGCAGGCAAAUCGCUCCUCACAAGACUUCAAAGUCAACGUCAAAGUAAACGCGGCCCCUCCUGAGGACUUAGGCAAGAUUCUGGCAGAAAUAAGAGAAGAUUAUGAGGCCAUAAUCGAAAAGAAUCGUCAGAGCCUGGACAACUGGUACAAAGAACAGAGCUCAGUCACGUCCCUGGCAGCAACCCCCAACCCCGAGGAGAUCCAGCGCAACGAGAACGAGAUCAAGGAGCUCACACGGACCUUGCAGGCCCUGGACAUCGAGCUGCAGGCACAGAUAAGUAAGAAACACAUGCUGGAAGACACCUUGGCCGACACUCGGAAUUACUACGCUGCCGCGCUCCAAAACAUGCAGCAGAUCAUCUCCAGGUGUGAGGAGGAGCUGAGCCAGGUUCGUCACGACAUGAAGCAGCAAAAUAACCAAUACAAGGUUCUUCUUGGGAUCAAAACCCGCCUGGAGAAGGAAAUUUCCACGUACCGCCUGCUGCUGGAAGGGAACGCUGACGGGACAGCAAGAAAAUCUGAAGCUAAAGAACACGCCGGGCUGAGCAAACGGAAGCUCAAAGCCAUUGUCCACGACAGCGUGAACGGGGAGGUGGUUUCCUCCACCAUCAACGAGAUCCCCCCACAAGCCUGAAGGAAGGUCCUGCCAAGCAGUGGCUCUCCCAGCAGCAGCUCCCCCAGCCCCCCGGAACAGUGUGCUGUGAGCCAGCUCCCCGUGUGUGGGACAGGGACACUGCAGUGAACUCGCCCCUAACAUGAUCUGCAGCCUAACCCUGCAAAGUGCCACACGGAGCUGGGUAUAGCUGAUAUUGGUAGUUUAAAGAGCUUUUAGUCACGCAGACGCUGAAGAGAAGCUGAUCAGCGUCAGCAGCUGGCUGAGCUGGUGACAGAUGUAUCGUGCACAUCUCCCCGGGG